GUCUGGCCGGUACGUACGUGUCCGCCCCGUGGACGAUGAAGACGACGCUUCCGUCUCGUCCCGAUCGUCAGACUCGGAUACUGACGAUUACUUCUCCCAAUUCGAUGAUGACGAGGACUAUCAGGAAACGUCCGAGAGUGACAGAAGUGGGGCCGAAGAGGAGAUCAUUGCGCCACCAGGAGUGGCAAGCGCAAGCGGAAGUGACCAAAACUCGCCCGGGGUCAACUCUGAUGCUAAUGGAGGAGAAACUUUGAAGGCGGUUGGCGACACCGAACAUGACCAAGGCAAUCAUCGCAAUCCACCAACGGACCUGGAGUCCAGGAUCACCCAGAUGGAAAAGACGCUGGCGACCAUCGCAGCCGCGUUAGACAGCCCUCGUCCAACAGAGCAAUGCGUCCUCCCAGGCGCACCACUGCAACCGCCGGCAAGUCCAGUCGUGCCAGCUGACGCAGGCCUUUCGAGGGCCCCGCAGGGAGCGCCUAUCAGUCUGGAACACAUUCCAAAGUUUCCGGACAACGUGCCAGCCAGCAAAAUGUGGGCUGAACUCUUCACAUACCUCGACCAGUUCAACAUGGCGCUGUCGCUGAACAAUGUAGAGGAGCCAAGGAAGAAGACUGAGCUGCUGUACCUGGCGCUGGGAUCACAAACCCAAGAAGUGAUCAGGGCGGCGGGUCUCCGCCCGAGUAAUUAUGAUGAUCCGAAUUGCUACAACACGUUCGUGACUGAAAUCGAGGCUUACUUUAAGUCUAUGACUGACCCUACCGCUGAACUGCUGGAAUUCAGUUCCCUGAAGCAAAGACCAGGCGAGUCUACAAUACAGUUUUUCUCAAGAGUGACGGCUCGUGCCCGGCUUUGUGGUCACUCUGCCGACGAGGAGAAGCGUUACGUUCGAGUGCAGCUGCUUAAAGGAAUGACCAACCAGGAACUCGCUGGUCAAGCCAGGACGCUGGGUUACGCAACAGAGCUUGUACUGCAAGCGGCUACCAGGAGCGAAGCCUUCGCAGCCACGCCGACGGCUGGGCCAUCUAACGCUGUUAUGGAGGUCAAAGGAAGUAAGCGUCCAGGACACCGAAGCUCGGACAGAUCUAGCAGUGGAAAGGGCGAUCGAGGUGGAAAGGGCGAUCGUGGUGGAAAGUACGAACGCGGUGGAGGGAACGAUCGAGGUCGGCCGCCCCCGGCCAAGCGAUAUCGCAACAUGAAGUUCGAAGCAAUUCCGAAGUGCUCCCGGUGCGGCCGUCGUAAUCACAACGGUCUGGGGUGCCCGGCAAUUGGACGCAAGUGCAUCAAAUGUGGACAGCCGGAUCACUUCGCGGUCGUCUGCCGGGAGAAGGAAAUCAGCAACGUCGAUGACGAUGUCGACGCCAACAAAGAACAGAAAGAAGAGGUAUGAAUUCUUAAAAUAUUCAUUCUUAUUCGGUUGAACUGUUAUCAUACUAUUGUUUUGUCUUAAUUUCUAAUAAAAUGGAUAAAGUUAUCCUUUGGU
This is a messenger RNA of Culex pipiens pallens (northern house mosquito), 1483 nucleotides long. RefSeq lists its product as uncharacterized. Gene Ontology annotation, molecular function: nucleic acid binding; zinc ion binding. NCBI's taxonomy places the organism in Eukaryota, Metazoa, Arthropoda, Insecta, Diptera, Culicidae. The record is from RefSeq and is a predicted model, not a curated record. The transcript has a single exon. Bases 332 to 1390 code for a protein of 352 amino acids.